Linepithema humile (Argentine ant) is the source of this 1432-nucleotide messenger RNA. Its product is annotated as GMP reductase 1. Gene Ontology annotation, cellular component: GMP reductase complex. Gene Ontology annotation, molecular function: GMP reductase activity. Gene Ontology annotation, biological process: nucleotide metabolic process. The record is from RefSeq and is a predicted model, not a curated record. NCBI's taxonomy places the organism in Eukaryota, Metazoa, Arthropoda, Insecta, Hymenoptera, Formicidae.
AGUCAGUGUAAGAACGUCCGAGUUCGUGAAUCUGUCUGCGCCCGGUGCGUGUGAAAGUCGUCUGCUAGAUUAAGUUGUUACUUGGAAGGAAAAAGUCAAUUGCCGAAAUGCCGAACAUAAUAAAUGACAUAAAGCUGGACUUUAAGGAUGUGCUGUUACGCCCGAAGCGGAGCACGUUGAAGAGCAGAUCCGAUGUAGAUCUCUUUAGAGAAAUCACAUUUCGCAAUUCUAAACAAACAUAUAGAGGAAUUCCUGUAAUGGCCUCUAAUAUGGAUACCGUUGGAACAUUUGAUAUGGCGAAAGCUUUAUCGAAGCAUGGCCUUUUUACUACGGUUCAUAAAUAUUAUAGCCCAGAUGAAUGGAAAAAUUUUGCUACACUAAAUCCUGAUUGCAUAAAAAACGUCGCAGCCAGCUCAGGAACAGGAAACGAAGAUUAUGAACGACUUACAAGCAUUUUGGAAACUGUCCCGGAAUUGUCAUUCAUAUGUUUAGAUGUUGCAAACGGAUAUUCGCAACACUUCGUCGAAUAUGUGAGAAAAGUGAGGGCGCGAUAUCCAAAUCACACUAUAAUUGCAGGAAAUGUUGUGACAGGAGAAAUGGUGGAGGAGCUAAUACUUUCUGGAGCAGACAUAAUUAAAGUAGGAAUCGGUCCGGGUUCUGUAUGUACAACGCGAAUGAAGACCGGCGUAGGCUAUCCGCAAUUGAGCGCCGUAAUUGAAUGUGCAGACGCAGCGCAUGGCUUGAAGGGGCAUAUUAUCGCCGAUGGCGGCUGUACUUGUCCCGGAGAUUUGGCGAAAGCAUUUGGUGCCGGUGCGGACUUUGUUAUGGCAGGUGGAAUGUUCGCGGGCCACGACGAGUGUGGAGGCGAAGUUAUAGAGAAAAAUGGGAAGAAAUACAAACUUUUUUAUGGAAUGUCCUCUAGUACAGCUAUGAAAAGGCACAAGGGAGGAGUUGCAGAUUAUAGAUCUGCAGAGGGGAAGACUGUUGAAGUGCCUUAUAGAGGUUUGGUCGAAAACACCGUGCUGGAUAUAUUAGGUGGCUUAAGAUCCGCUUGUACUUAUACAGGAGCUGAGCGCCUGCGCGAAUUACCGCGACGAGCGACAUUUAUACGUUGUACACAACAAUUAAAUCCUAUGUACGGGCCUCCACCAGAUAUGUAAAACCGUUAUGAUUAGCAUAAAUGUUAAAUUGUGCUCCUUAUAUAAAAUGAAAGCUUAGGAAAGAAAGUUUUAAACGCCAAUCUUUUUUAAUUGCAUAUUAUUUGCUGGCGAAUAAUAUUUAUAAAUGGGUGAAAAUGCAGUCUUGCUAAAAAAAUGUUUAUCACCUCAUUUCGUAACAUUUAAGUAUUACGAAUUAAUGCUAAGUAUGCUCAAAUUGAAGAACAUUAUAUGAUUAAUCCUUAUGCACAAAUAAAGAAUUUCGUUAUAUUAAA